UAAUUUCUCUGACUAUUGUAUUGCAGCUGUUGAAAGUGGACGGAUAGAUGUAUUGAAGUUGUUGCUUCAACAUGGAGCAAAUGUCAAAGGAUCCCAUUCUAUGUGUGGAUGGAAUUCCUUGCACCAGGCUUCUUUCCAGGGAAGUGCUGAGGCUAUGAAACUGCUUCUUAAGCAAGGAGCAGACAGAGAAUGCCAAGAUGACUUUGGAAUCACACCUCUGUUUGUGGCUGCUCAAUAUGGGAAGCUAGAGAGCUUGAGCAUGCUUAUUUCAUCUGGUGCAAAUGUCAAUUGCCAAGCCUUGGAUAAAGCUACCCCAUUGUUUAUUGCUGCACAAGAGGGUCAUGCAAAAUGUGUGGAGCUUUUGCUGUCCAGUGGGGCAGAUCCUGAUCUUUAUUGUAAUGAAGACAAUUGGCAAUUACCUAUUCAUGCUGCUGCACAAAUGGGCCAUACAGAGACCUUGGACUUGUUAAUACCACUUACUAACCGGGCUUGUGACACUGGACCAGACAAAGUUAGCCCUGUUUACUCUGCAGUGUUUGGAGGACGGGAAGAGUGCCUGGAAAUGUUACUGCAGAAUGGCUAUAGCCCAGAUGCACAAAUGUGCUUGGUAUUUGGAUUCAGUUCCCCUCUGUGCAUGGCUUUCCAAAAGGACUGUGAGUUUACUGGAAUUGUGAAUAUUCUUUUGAAGUAUGGAGCCAAGUUAAAUGAACUUCAUUUGGCAUACUGCCUCAAGUAUGAGAAGUUUUCAAUGUUUUGCUGUUUUUUGAAGAAAGGUUCCCUGAUGGUACCUUGGAAUCAUACAUCUGAAUUUGUAAGUUAUGCAGUUAAAGCACAAACAAAAUACAAGGCAUGGUUGCCACAUCUCCUGCUUGCUGGAUUUGACCCAUUGAUUCUGCUGUGCAGCAGUUCUUGGGUUGAUUCAGUCAGUGAUGACAUCCUUAUCUUUACUUUGGAAUUUUCUAAUUGGAAGAGACUUCCUUCAGCUGUUGAAAAGAUGCUCUCUGUUCGUGCAAACUCCUCUUGGGCUCUUCAACAACAUAUGGCCACUGUUCCAAGCCUAACCCAUCUUUGUCGUUUGGAAAUUCGGGCCAGUCUAAAAGCAGAGCACCUUCAUUCUGACAUUUUCAUCCAUCAGUUGCCACUUCCCAGAAGUCUGCAGAACUAUUUGCUCUAUGAAGAGGUUUUAAGAAUGAAUGGCAUUCUUGAACCAGCAGCUAAUCAUGAUGGUGAAAUCAGCAAGGCCACCUCACACAGGUCUUAAUUUAAUUCUGUUUAGUCACAAAGGAUGGCUUGUGUGAUUGUUUGCAUUGGUGAUAAUAGGAAAUGUCCAUGUUUACAGCUAUUUUUCCCAGUUUGUCUCUUUCCCAAUAUUGUGAACCUUAUUCAUCUUGCCUUACUCAGUUUUAUUUCUAGUGCGCUUUGUUGUGUAUUAUUUGUUACCUGACCAUUUUCUACUUUAUUCUACUAAUAAACUGUGAUUCUG
Molecule: messenger RNA, 1483 nt
Organism: Mus pahari (shrew mouse)
Lineage: Eukaryota; Metazoa; Chordata; Mammalia; Rodentia; Muridae
Gene: Asb3
Product: ankyrin repeat and SOCS box containing 3
Exons: 7
Biological process (GO): intracellular signal transduction
Molecular function (GO): protein binding
Source: RefSeq, a predicted model, not a curated record